CUCGAAAGGCCUCUUCAAAAGCUUCUUCUGUAGCAACUCGUGCUUCUUCAAUCAAGAGUUCCAAGAGGAAAAGCUCCGUGUCGACCCUUGGACGGACGAUGAACAACACGAUGCGCCUGUCAGAUUGGUUGCGAGACGUGUCUACCAUCAUCGAAGCAGAAGAAGUUGCUCAAGAGAGCUUGCGGAGCACUAGGAUCAGGAGCACCAGGACCACGACGAAAGCAAAAGCGAUUGCUGACGAAGAUGAAGAUGAGUUUGAGUUUUUGAAGGGUGCCGCUUCUUCUCAAGCAGAUGCUAUUCUUCGCGAGUCAGAUCUCGAUCUCGACAAUUUGGACGAAGAAGAUGAGGAGAGACUGCGCAGAAGCACCGUGACUGAAGCUCGUGCUUUUGCCGUUGAGCAUUACGGCGUUCUGGCUCGUCCAUCCAGCACUAGUACAUCAUACGGGUCUAAUAUUCGUAGUACGACUGGAGUCGACGCCGGCGAACCGGUUUCCGAUAGUGGUUUUUACAUCCCUGAAGAUGUAUCUCCUCCUCCAGCAGUGUCCAAAGCUAAAGAUGGACUGUCAAAGAAAGAGAAGAAGAUGAAGCGUGCUGGUUCAAUUUACAAACAGCGACUGAUGGAAGAGCGUACGGAGCGACAGCGCGUGCGUAAGGAACGAGAAAUGCAGAGGAAACUCCAAUUCGCAGAAGAAGACACGCAAGUAGUAGGUAAAAAGAAGUUCAAGUUGCCAGCAAUACUCGAGGAAGAACCAGAUGAGGCUAUGGACCAUGUCGAUGUCGAUGUCGAGCCGAUGGAAGAAGAAGCUGCUGAAGACGAUGUCGAAGAUGUCGAACCUGGUGUAGAGGAGGACUCAUCGUCAUCGACCGAUAAGCAGAUCAAGAAACUCGAACGUGCUGCCGCCAUUUACAAGAAACAGUUGCGAGCAAGUGUCUUAAGGAUGAAACAAGAACGAGGACAUUCGGCUGAAGAAAGAGAGUCUGGACCAGCACUGCGACACACAGAGACUGGACAAAAAGUGGACCUCUUCGAUGCUGGUGAUAUCACUCUCGCACAAAUGCCAGAUGGUUCUGGUGUAGUUGCAAUUCGACCUAGCAAUACGAGAACCAGUACUAGCACUAGUAGACCUUCUUCAACGAGUACCACUGGCGCUUCUACAACUGCUACCCAACGCCAACAGUCGGUCGAUUUGAUUCCUUUGGAAGUAGGCGCUUCAGUGUUUGUCUCACGCACAUACUCCGCCCGUCGAGAACAGUCGCCCGCAAAGUCAUCGAUCGUCGUCCUAGCCAUCGCAGAGGUAGAAAAGGCAAGUUUUUCUACAGCGGGCUUCUACACAGGGGACGAGGAUGAUGAACGUGAAGACUCUACUUCUACAGAAAGAGCAGUAGAGCAGCCAGAAAGAGCAGAGCAGCCAUCGUCUUUGGAGCUACAUCCAAAUCCAGCUUACGGGGAACUAGUGAUCGAAGAUGUACGAUCUUCCAAAGCGUCAUCAUCCUCCUCCCGCCGUUCAGGGACAUCAAGCCGUGGCGGUUCCAAGCUAAUCCGUGAUAGCAAUGGCGAACUCGAAUUCGUCCAGGGUCAGAGGAGUAUCAAAGUUGUUGAGGAACGAGUCAGCUUGACGAAACCAACAGAACGAGAAGAUUCGACGAGGUCCAGCAGUAAAAGAACAACCUUCAGCACAGCGUCAUCUAGGACCUCUUCAAUAAAGAAGUCUUCAAAGAAGUUGCCAGCCUCAACAUCAGCACAAAUCAGCAAGAUGCAAGCCUCUUUGAAGGCGGAGUGGUCAAGGAAAUUAUCGGCGAUUCUGCCGAAACGGCCAACCAUGGGUAUGGAGGAUUUUCUAGCUGGCCUGUCGUCGUCAGAUGAAGAA
Molecule: messenger RNA, 1868 nt
Organism: Amoebophrya sp. A25
Lineage: Eukaryota; Dinophyceae; Syndiniales; Amoebophryaceae
Source: the annotation of a GenBank genome assembly